This is a messenger RNA of Polypterus senegalus (gray bichir), 2272 nucleotides long. RefSeq names its product transmembrane protein 19 (gene tmem19). Bases 259 to 1272 code for a protein of 337 amino acids. The record is from RefSeq and is a predicted model, not a curated record. Lineage: Eukaryota; Metazoa; Chordata; Cladistia; Polypteriformes; Polypteridae. The transcript has 7 exons. Gene Ontology annotation, cellular component: membrane.
UCACACCGGAAGUAAAGAAGUUCCGACCUUCCUAAGUGACUGCUGCUUCGCCUCUCUCUACUUUCACUGUCUUAAUCCGAUAAAAAGUGAAAUUCCGUGCACGAAAGCACGACGUAAAACGUUGUGUCUGGUUUUAAUGUGUCUGCGCAAUUCAGGCAGUUUCAGUUUUGCCUCUGAAGGAUGUCAGCAGGAUGGCAUCGCUGUGGACAUCGCCGUUUCGCUUUUUUAAUUGGUCAGGUUUUCUUUUGAGAAGCAUCAAUGAUUGAGUUUCAAAAAGAAAUUUUGUUGAAAGAAUAUAUAAAAAUGAUGACUGAUAUGAUCAUUUUGUGUGCCACUCUGGCAAUCUCCUUGUCAUUCUGGAUCAUUUCUCUUACAAUCAGUACAUAUUCUGGUACUCUACAACCUGUCUCUCCAUGGCGAUGGCUGUUUUCCAUUCUGAUCCCCUUAAUCCUAACAUCACAUGCCAUUAAAAAAAAAAGUUUAGACCACACAGGUGCACUGGGAGCACUGAUAGUUGGUUUCAUCCUUACAGUAGCUAACAUGAGUUUUUUUUCGGCCUUGAUCACUUUUUUUUUGACCUCAUCAAAACUAACAAAGUGGAGAGGAAAUGUAAAAAGGAAAAUUGAUUCGGAAUAUAAAGAAGGUGGACAGCGAAACUGGGUGCAAGUGUUUUGCAAUGGCGGUGUUCCUACAGAGUUGGCUUUACUCUACAUGAUUGAGACUGGCCCUGGAGAGAUCCCUGUUGACUUUGGGAAGCAGUAUAGUGCCACGUGGAUGUGUUUAGCCCUCUUGGGUGCUUUGGCUUGCUGUACUGGAGAUACGUGGGCAUCAGAAAUAGGAACAGUUGUCAAUCUGCAUCCUCCAAGAUUAAUUACUACCUGGAAGAAAGUCCCAGUUGGAACAAAUGGAGGAAUCACACUAGUGGGUGUUAUUGCCAGUUUCUCUGGUGGACUGGUGGUGGGACUGGCUUACUAUUUCAGUCAGCUCAUUUUUGUGAAGGACCUCUACCUGGCAGCUCCACAGUGGCCUGUGGUGGUUUAUGGUGGCAUUGCAGGACUGUUGGGGUCCAUGCUUGAUUCAUUUUUAGGCGCUACAAUGCAGUAUUCAGGUUAUGAGGAGAGCACUGGAAGAGUUGUCAGCCACCAAACAAACAAUUCAAAACGAAUAUCUGGAAAACCAAUUUUAGACAACAAUGCAGUGAAUCUUUUUUCUUCAAUACUGAUUGCUUUGAUACUGCCUGGCAUUGCAUGGGGCUUCUGGCCAAGACAAUAGACUAGACAUUUUGAAAGGACAUACAGGAAGCCUGGAGGUCAACGUCUUACAACGGGUUUUAUUUGUUUUCAGCCUUUAUCAUUGAUUCCUGAAAUUUCAGGAAAACAUAAUUCCUACGGCACAUUGUCUUAGUGGAGAAAGUGAUUUUCUUUGUAUUUUUUACUUAAAGUGAGGAAACACAAAUAAAGUAUUAAUUGCUGUAUGAACCAAUUUUAAGAAAAAAUGUGAUUAAAGCACAAAGGAACCAGUGAAUAUGCACCAGUUGAUUUGCACUGAAGUAUAAAUUCUGUUAGAGAUUGGAGCCCUAGGGAGCAGUGUCUGCUCUUAUCAUGGACGUCUUGUUUAAAUGUUUACAGCUAUAAUGUGAAAAAUCUGCAUAGAAUUUUAUUCUUUUACUUGUAUUUAUUUUAGCUCACUUUGUGUUUAUUUUAGAGGCUAUGGUUUGGGUGAUAAGCCCUUUGUAUGGUUUCAGACUUUCCCAUUAACCAGCUUGUCUCUUGCUUUCAGCUGUUUACUGCCUAAGUCCGGAAAUCCGUCACGGUAAAAGUGAAUUCAUCAUAAUGCUGUCUUUAAUAUAUUCUUAAAAUCAUUCCCCUUUCAGGUCAGGUGCUGGUAGAACUUGCUAAAUAACUGAAUUCUGAACACAGAGAGGCUGACUACUGGCUCUGUGUACAACUGAUAAAAUCUUGUGCUCAUCAGCAUCAGCAGUGUAAAGGAGCUCGACUUGAACAGUUACACUACUUAAUGUUUACAGUAUUGGUUUUUCAUACUGCUUAUUGUUUUUAGUUUAAUUUUGAAUUAAUAAUUCAAUAAUAUGGUGAGUUUAGUUAUACUGAUUUUUUAUUUAGUGCAACAGUGAAAUCACGACUGCAAAACAUUGUGCUUGUAAAUCAGGAUUCAUUUUUAAGUACUGGCACAUUUUUGUUCAUAUUUUGCUUUAAAUAGCAAUGUCUUCUAUAUAGUCAUGAAAAAUAAAUAAACUAAAGCUAUUUUAAAUCUU